AAAGAAUCUUGUUGCAGGUGAGUUUAUGAUCGAAUCCUUCUAUGGACAGUGUCUUCGGCAGAUAAUCCCAUGGAAUUUUUGUAUUACGUCUUGCGACACCACUCGUACACAACACUGUCCGAUUGUCGGAGCAUCCAACAGGGUCAUCCAUGGUGAUACAAAAGUCACACGUACUGCUCUUCGCACUACCCUUCACUUCGCACUCAAACGGGCCAGCAAUCUGUUCACAAGACCACACGCGCCCACGUCACGUGCUGACUACAAGUUGGUGAGGCUGUGCUGCAUCGCCACUACGCAGCCACCCCUAGCGCCAGAUCGUGGUGGAGUCGGGCAGCCGAGGACUGCUGCCUUACAAACCAACAACGUGGCACGCCUUCCUAUUCGCAGCCAUUCACGCCAAAAUGCUGACCAUGGCGCCAAGGGUAAAUUCGUCAUGGCCAAACUCUUUCGCUUGAACUACCCCUCCACUGUCCAAGGCUGAGCCAUAGGUACUCAGCCCCGGCCACCUUUCGUCCGUCUACCAUUACUGUGUGCACCCUCCAAGAAGCAGGACUCGGAAAUUGAUCUCACCUC
Bipolaris sorokiniana ND90Pr is the source of this 573-nucleotide messenger RNA. RefSeq lists its product as uncharacterized. The transcript has a single exon. Bases 26 to 481 code for a protein of 151 amino acids. NCBI's taxonomy places the organism in Eukaryota, Fungi, Ascomycota, Dothideomycetes, Pleosporales, Pleosporaceae. The record is from RefSeq and is a predicted model, not a curated record.